ACUUUCAGGGGCAAACGUCGGUGAGCGACAUAUCAACACCGCCGCUAUAGACUCAACACCUUGUGAACUACAUAAUUUGUUAUUGUAUACAUCAUUUAAAUUACCUAAAUUCGUCGUUGUUGUCAUAUCUAUCCAUUUGCGCUAUGCCCUUUGUGGUUAGACGAGCUGUUGCCUGUUGUCGUCCAAUAAUAGCGUGCUAUCUUAAAAUUAACGUUAGCUGCACAAUCUGAAGGAAUAUGUUUGUUCCAAGAUCACUGAAGGUAAAGAAAACCUCAGACAGUCCUCAAGUAGCGAAGAAGUGCAAAGUGAGUGUGGAGGAAGUCAAGGGAACACCAGACCCCAGCUGUUCCGUGACAGAAACAGCUAAUGGGAUCGCAGGAACCAUACAAAAGCAGGAGCCAGUCGAAACAAUAGCAAACAGUGUCACAGACAGCAUUGCUAAGAGCGACAGCCUUUGCAGUGAACCCGACCCGCCCGACGACGAAUCGGUGGGAAAAGACAGCGAAUAUGAGGAGCCCGUGAAGUCUUUCAAAAAGAGUCAGAGAUGGCCAGAACCGGGAGAGCCCGUUUGUGUCAUGUGUGGACGAUAUGGUGAAUACAUUUGCGACAGCACCGACAAUGACGUGUGCAGUCUAGAGUGCAAGGCGAGUCACUUGGCAUGUAUGGGAAAAGGUCUAUUGGCAGAUAUUCUGAGUCGCAGUCAAACAACGGUGGACACAUCAUCUCAGCCACCUUGCUCAGCUCUGGACACUGCAGUGGACGAACAGGAGCAGGACUAUUCAUAUAGACAGGAGGACUUCAUUUCUUCCUUGACAGAGGAACAAGUGCAGCGAGUUAAACGAGAGUUAGGUAUUGUGACAGAUGGCCAAGAUGUGUCCAGACCCAUUAUUGAGUUUGAGCAUUGUCGUUUCCCCCCAGUCCUCAGCAAGAAUCUUAGCAAGGCUGGAUAUGAGGCACCCACCCCCAUCCAAAUGCAGAUGAUCCCUGUCGCACUCAGCAGCCGGGAUGUGGUUGCCAGUGCCGACACAGGCUCAGGGAAGACAAUGGCUUUUCUUCUGCCAGUGAUUAUUCGGGCCUUGCAGAGACAAACCCGACGAGCUCCUUCCAGUCCGACAGGCCUCAUUCUCACCCCGACGAGGGAGCUGGCCAUCCAGAUCGAGAGGCAGGCCAAGGAGCUGGUCAUGGGGCUGCCCAACAUGCGGACGGCCCUGCUGGUGGGAGGCAUGCCAAUGCCCCCUCAGCUCCACAGGCUCAAGCAAAGCAUCAAGAUAAUUAUAGCGACCCCUGGGAGACUCCUUGAAAUCUUAAAACAGAAGGCCGUGCAGCUCGAUGGAGUGAAAACGAUAGUUGUGGAUGAGGCAGAUACCAUGCUAAAGAUGGGCUUUCAGCAGCAAGUCCUUGAUAUCCUGGAGGAAGUUCCAAAAGACAGGCAAACUUUGCUGACAUCUGCCACUAUUCCCAUAGCAACUGAGCAGUUAGCAGAACGUCUAACGCAAGAUCCUGUCCGUAUAACCAUUGGAGAGAAGAACCAACCGUGUGCCGAUGUCCGGCAGAUAGUUCUCUGGGUCGAAGAGCCAUCAAAGAAGAAGAAACUGUUCGAAAUUCUGAAUGACAGGAAGCUUUACCAGCCGCCUGUGGUGGUAUUUGUGGACUGUAAGCUCGGGGCCGACCUGCUCUGUGAGGCUGUGCAGAAGGUGAUGGGUCUUAAAACGGUGGCCAUUCACUCUGACAAAACCCAGCAUGAACGCAACAGGAUUCUGAAGGGCCUGCUUGAUGGAGACUUUGAAGUGGUCGUCAGCACUGGAGUUUUGGGCAGAGGCCUAGACUUGGUUAAUGUCAAGCUAGUAGUGAACUUCGACAUGCCUUCCAACAUGGAUGAAUAUGUUCAUCAGAUUGGCAGAGCUGGAAGACUGGGUCAUAGAGGCACUUCCAUAACAUUCCUCAACAACAGCCACAAGCGACUGUUUCUUCAGAUUACAAAUCGAGUGAAGCCCACAGGUUCCCAGUUACCACCUCAGCUGCUCAACUCCCCAUAUCUGCAUGAGCAGCAGCGGAGGGAGAAGCAGAAGAGAAAGGAGGACACUGUUGUCACCAAGGAGAACCUGCUUGAUAUUAUUAGAAGACAUGACAGAAGUUCUGUUAGGAAAUAGUCAGUGGUCUAAUUUCUGGCCUAUUAAAUAAUUUUGUAUAGUUGUGUUUUCAGAGAUAAUAAAACUAAACGAUUUUUUUU
Messenger RNA from Alosa sapidissima (American shad), 2230 nucleotides. It is a transcript of the gene ddx59, whose product is annotated as DEAD (Asp-Glu-Ala-Asp) box polypeptide 59. The record is from RefSeq and is a predicted model, not a curated record. Bases 237 to 2150 code for a protein of 637 amino acids. Gene Ontology annotation, molecular function: RNA helicase activity; ATP binding; nucleic acid binding. The transcript has 7 exons. NCBI's taxonomy places the organism in Eukaryota, Metazoa, Chordata, Actinopteri, Clupeiformes, Clupeidae.